GAGCAAAAAUUCGAAAAUGAAGAUCCCACGAGUCUCUUCUACUGAGAUAUCACAUAAAACUUGCCAAAUUUGUAAAGUCGAGAAGUGUCAUGGUAACCACUUUGGAGUGGACAGCUGUCGGGCGUGUGCUGCUUUUUUCAGGAGAACUGUACAUUCUAGGUGGAGUCGAGAGAAGUGUCAAGGCGGAACGUGCGACCGAAAAAAGUUGCUUUGUAAACCGUGCAGGUUGCAACAAUGUUUCGAAGGAGGAAUGGUCACUGAUAAAUUCCAAUACAACAGAGAUCUGAUCAAUCCUGUCUACUUAAAAUCGUCAAUACCUUCUUCAUUAGAACGACUGCUAGGAAAACCACACUUUGUCUUGAUUUCUGAUAAAAAUCCAAAGAAAACUACCAUAGACGUGCACCGACUGCUAGGAGAAGCCACUAAGAUCUUGAAUCUUGGCCAUGCCAUUCCCACUUACUGCGGCAAUAAUCGAUUGAAAAAGCUGAGCCUCGCAGUUCAUAACAAUGUAACCUUUGAGAAGUUGGACGUGAUAAAAAGAGCGACAAAAUCCGAAAUUCUAACCAAUUGGGAAUAUUAUUUCAAGCGAGUUGCCACGUGCCUGAAUCACUUUGACGAGUUCAAAAAGCUAGAAAUUCCAAUGCAGCUGAAACUCCUCCAAACCAUCUGGCAUGUAUGGGGCCGGCUCGAAAAAAUCACGUCAAGUGCGAGAUAUCAAAAAACAGUCGAAAAUUCUAAACUAUCGGAAGUUGUGUUUCAAAGCGGUUGGAUUGUGGAUGUGAAGGACGUCGAUAUAGAUUGCAAUUGGUUCAGCAAUUUUCCGAAUGAACAAGUCAAAAAUUUCAUGCUUCAAACUUCCACGGACCUGUUUAAUGUGAUCCAAUAUAUUCAUGAUUUGGAUCCAACCGACGUUGAACUGACCUACAUGCUGGCUCAGUUGUGCUUUCAAUAUGCAGGAAACCGACAUCGAGGGGAAAUCCAGGAAGUCUGCGAGCAAUUCCAGAAUGUGUUGUCGAACGAUCUUCAUGACUAUUACCUCAAUGAGAUGCGUAUGCCGCGGUAUUCAAGGAGGAUAGCCAAAAUGAUGCAGAUUAAUAAUUAUGUGCAGAGAAAUAUUCGAAAGGGUCGGGAACGGAUGGAAGUGAUUCAUUGCCUGGGGAUUUUCAAGCUGGAGUUUUCGCACCCGGAAAUGUUUCAAGAUUCUUUAUUUAAUUAGUUACUUUGAAUUUACAAAUGAAGGUUUUUUAAG
Caenorhabditis elegans is the source of this 1249-nucleotide messenger RNA. RefSeq names its product Nuclear Hormone Receptor family (gene nhr-180). Gene Ontology annotation, molecular function: zinc ion binding; DNA binding; sequence-specific DNA binding. Gene Ontology annotation, biological process: regulation of DNA-templated transcription; DNA-templated transcription. Gene Ontology annotation, cellular component: nucleus. The record is from RefSeq and is marked reviewed. Lineage: Eukaryota; Metazoa; Nematoda; Chromadorea; Rhabditida; Rhabditidae.